GCCUAGGAGACAGAAACCAACCUGAUGUGCUUCACUCACAGUGCAGCAACUUCCUGCUGAGUAGAUCACUUGUGCAGCAAAGCAUGCGUCUUUUAUGUUACUAACAGGUUCUCUUGAAAAGUAUUUUUCAGUUUUGCAAUAUAUUUUAAUUCAAUUUAAAAACUGACACUGUGGACUGGACGAACAAAACUGGGUACAACUGAAGACACCCUUCCUCGGACUCUUAAAGGAGAAGCUAAGAGUGUUGGGAUGUAAAGCAGCGGUACAGUGUUUGCUGUUUAAUUGGCUCUUUGGAAUAAUGGAUUUGUAAAAAUAAAUAAAAAAAUAAAUAAAUAUAGUGUUAGGUCAUGGGAAACUUCUUCAGAGAUUUACCGGGAUUGGAUCAGUGUUCUCUCAACAGCUUUAUCAUGUUCUUUUGGGGAAUUGUUCUUAAUGCAUUUAUUUGUGGCAGCCUGCAGGCAGGUCACAACGGGUUCCAUCACGACUGCGUGGAGGCCGAGCGGCUCUGUGUGUCCGAUCACAUGUGCAACAGCAGUUACCGGGUGCUGGAGUACUGCGCGGCUGAGGAAGCCGUCUCUCCCCUGGGCCCGGAGGCCAGGAAGGAGUGUGUGACUGCUGAGGCCGCUCUCGCCCAAAGCCCCCUGCUCCGUUGUAAAUGUCACCGUGGAAACAGGAGGGAGGAGCACUGCCUUUCAGUGUACUGGACAGUCCGCUUCUCAAACAGUUAUUAUGAGUUGGAGUCCUCUCCCUAUGAAGAUCUAGAAACAGACCAGAUGUGGGCCAUUCAGAACACCAGAUUAGCAGCAAUUGUUUCAGGCUCCAGCAUUGUGACAGAAUGGGAUAACCCAUGCUUGGAGGCUGCACAGGCCUGCGGACUGUACGAGAAGUGUGGGAACCUGCGCUCUGAGUACGUGCUGGCCUGCACCAAGCGAGUCAGCGGCACUGAUACCUGCAACCGACAGAAGUGUCACAAAGCUCUCCGGCGCUUCAUGGACCGUGUGCCCGAGGAGUACAGCUUUGCUGUUCUCUUCUGCCAGUGCAGCAACGCCCUGUGUGGAGAGCGCCGCCGCAUGGCCAUCGUGCCCUCCUGCUCCUUUGAGGAGAAGGAGAAACCCAACUGUCUCUACCUGCAGCAGAUCUGCAUGAAGGACGAGCUGUGCAAGUCCAGGCUGGCUGAUUUUCAUUCCAAAUGUCAGCCAUCCCCAAUCUCCACAACAGGCUGCCUGAGAGAGAACGGAGCCUCCUGUCUCAAGUCUUACUCAGGACUGAUCGGAACCAUCAUGACCCCAAACUACCAGAGCAACAGCAGCUCUGAGGUGUCUCAGUGGUGCUCUUGUGAGGGGAGUGGCAACAAGCAGCAGGAGUGUGACAGGAUCCUUACGAUGUUCACCCAGAACAUUUGCCUUGUGAAUUCCAUUGGCGCGCUGAUCAGCACAGCUCAAUACGCACUAGAGGGCACCCAGCCCUCAGUGAGACCUUCACAGCACUACCAGCAUGAUGAUGGCAAUGCUAUAGUCGAGAUAGGAAAGGUAGACAAGAGUGAAGGCAACCAGGGAAGCUUUGAAGGAAUUCAGCUUAUUUUGGAGAAAGCCACUGUGUCCAACGUCCAGUCAGGAGCGGGAGAGAUCUGGCUGUCAGGAAUGCUGGCUGUUUGCGCUUUGUUGCUCCAGGGCAUUCUACUGUAGACUGGCUGUGAAGAAAAUUGACCCUACCCUUACAAUAAGGACAUUCUGCACUUCGCAAAAUCUGGGAAUUCUUCUCCCACCUCCACCUCCCCCUUCCUCCUUCCUCCUCCAACCACAUUGGCACAGCAACACUUUAAAAUAAUGGUUAGCUGUUACACCUAUGGCACUCCAUUUAAAUCAAUGCAGUUGUGUGGCCUUUGUUUUAUCCAACAAAAAAAUCUACCAAAAUAAAUGUAAUUUCACAAAUAACCCUGAUCUACAGUAUGGGGUAUGGCCCACUGUGGGGUAAUCAUGGUAGAAAUGGUUGUGUGUGCUGUUAUAUUUUUUUUUUCAGGGGUGCCUCUUAGAAGUUGAAAAAGUAAGCAAGUAAAAACAGUAACCGUGAACAGAGCCGGAAGUCUUUGUGAGCUGCUUGCUGGAGCCAUCUGAAGGUUAAAAAGCAGAUCAGUUGUGCGGCUGUCAAACGUCAUCAUAAUGGGUUUCUUCCUGGUGAUAUCAGAUGCUGUUAAAGGGAGGGGGAUAGAGAAGAUAAGAGGCUGGUUUCCAAGAUGAAUGAUGGGUUAAUUUGUAUGCUCCCUGCCUCCUGGAAGAGCUACCAUUAUAUUUCAUUUGCUUACAUCAUAUUCUGAGAAGUAAACUAAAAGAAAGCUUAUAGCUGCUGAAUUUGUGUUCCAAGGCAGAAUUCAUUUGUAUGAUUAUUUCCUCAACAUUUUCACAGAAUGUUUUACACAUGUUGAAACCUUUACCAUUCUGAUUAUCCUUACUGUUUUUGUUGUUAAAAUGAGCUCUUGUCAAUGACUACCAGGGGCUGUGUAAUCAUGCUGCCAGUAAACACAUUGAAAUGCUGUGCAUUUACUGCCCCCUGUGUUCUAAUGGGUGCGUGAUGGUUAUUGCAGCUAUGCCUUUCAUCCUCACCCGAUUAGAUUAGAUUUAGUCAAACAGCGCAAUGAGUUUCUUUACAGUUUCGCUUGUGAUCAGCCGCAAAUCAGAGAGGUGUUUUACCUGCAAUAUAAUACACAGCAGUAUAUCUACUCAAUGUAUCCGCCCCCUACUUUUCCAUUGCAGUUCUCCUACAGGUUAUUGCAGAAGCACAUGCCAGCCGUUCAUACUGAUAUUUUUAAACAGGUGAUGUAUGGUCCUGCAGGUGCUGUACCCAUAUUCACUAGUGAAACAAAUCAAUGUGUUUGUGUAAGAGAAUGAGAUUUCGUAAUGUGCUGAACUGAAAGGCGUUGCGUUGGGUGCUGAAGAAAUGAUGCAUUAAAUUAAUGCACAAGUGUAUUGAGACUGGUUAGAAAGACUUUCAUGGAAGUGGAUAGUGUUGUUUUUAUGGGUUAAAAAAAAAAAAAAAGUUGCAUGCACAAGCUUGUGAAGUCCCCACUUCUGCAUUCCUUGCAAUUGUGCUUUGGGCCUGUAAAUUUGUAAUCUAAUUUAAAGUGUCUCCGCAACACCUUUCCAAACUCAAUGUUGUACCCAGACAAUUGCUGUAUUUUUAUAAAUAUACGUAACAAUGUAACAAUAAGAUCAAUUUGGAACAGGCUAAUGAAAAGGAGUAUUGCUCUUUUAGUUUCACUUUGUUGUUAAGUACUUGUAUUUAGAUCAUGUCCAUUUUGUUUUUUAAGUGUAGAAAAUA
Molecule: messenger RNA, 3315 nt
Organism: Polyodon spathula (Mississippi paddlefish)
Lineage: Eukaryota; Metazoa; Chordata; Actinopteri; Acipenseriformes; Polyodontidae
Product: GDNF family receptor alpha-4-like
Exons: 8
Coding region: 348-1685 (445 amino acids)
Biological process (GO): nervous system development
Cellular component (GO): external side of plasma membrane; signaling receptor complex
Molecular function (GO): signaling receptor activity
Source: RefSeq, a predicted model, not a curated record